Messenger RNA from Fraxinus pennsylvanica, 1977 nucleotides. Lineage: Eukaryota; Viridiplantae; Streptophyta; Magnoliopsida; Lamiales; Oleaceae. The record is from the annotation of a GenBank genome assembly.
AUGGAGGAUAAAAGUGAGCCCAGAAAAGCUCUAGCUGGGUUCUUGAUAAAGUAUCACUCGAAGCAGCUGGAGUCCAUAAUCCUCUCUCCUGACCCUCGAAUUCACUAUCCUAUACAUAUUGAUUUUGCAGAGUUAAUGGAUGAGAGCCCGCAUCUCGCAAACCUCAUUUUCUCACAGUCCAUCGAAUAUUUAUCAUUUUUUGACGAAUCCGCGAUUUGGGCUCAGAAAGUGAUGUUCGAGGAUUUCAAGAAAUUUGAAAAUGCAACUGUGAAGGAACAUGUACACGUUCGUGUUAAUGUCUGUGGUUCUCCUCUCGAAUGCCCUGAAACAUUUCCGAGUAUUGGACGUGUGAGAGUGAAGCACCGUGGGAUUCUUCUCACCCUCAAAGGGACAGUAAUCAGGUCAGGAGCAGUCAAGAUGAUUGAAGGAGAGAAGAUUUAUGAGUGUCGAUUAUGUAAACACAGGUUCAAAGUUCACCCAGAAGUCGAAACUAGAAAUUCCAUACCCAAGCCAACAUUUUGCCCCUCUCAGAAUUGUGAAAGCACACGUUUCCAUAUUGUAGAAGACACCAAAAUAUGUCAUGAUUAUCAGGAAAUUAAAAUCCAAGAGAGUACUCAGGUUUUGGGUGUUGGAGCUAUCCCUCGUUCAAUUCCUGUUAUACUGAAGGACGAUCUCGUGGACAUAGUUAAAGCUGGAGAUGAUGUGAUAGUUACUGGGGUUCUGACAGCAAAAUGGUCCUCUGAUAUGAAGGGCGUGCGCUGUGACCUUGAUCCUGUAUUAAUUGCUAACCAUAUAAGGAGGAUGAAUGAGCUAAAGUCAGGUAUCGAUAUCCCCGACGAUGUUAUUUUAAAAUUCAAGCAGUUUUGGUCGGAAUUUAAAGAUGCCCCACUGAAAGGCAGGAAUGCCAUUCUACGAGGUAUCUGUCCACAGGUGUUUGGACUCUUCACUGUAAAGCUUGCAGUUGCCCUAACACUUAUUGGUGGGGUCCAACAUGUUGACGCUUCUGGGACAAAAGUUCGUGGGGAGUCUCAUUUGCUUCUGGUUGGAGAUCCUGGAACUGGAAAGUCUCAGUUCUUGAAGUUCGCUGCUAAAUUGAGCAACAGAUCCGUUAUUACAACUGGAUUAGGAAGUACUAGUGCUGGAUUGACUGUUACCGCAGUCAAGGAUGGAGGGGAAUGGAUGUUAGAAGCUGGGGCUCUUGUAUUGGCAGAUGGCGGCCUUUGUUGCAUAGACGAGUUCGACAGCAUGAGGGAACAUGAUAGGGCAACCAUUCAUGAGGCUAUGGAGCAGCAAACAAUAAGUGUAGCCAAGGCUGGUCUUGUAACAACGCUCAGCACAAGGUCAAUUGUUUUUGGCGCAACAAAUCCAAAGGGACACUAUGAUCCUGAUCAAUCUCUAUCUGUCAACACCACACUUUCUGGACCUUUGUUAAGCAGAUUUGAUAUAGUAUUAGUCCUGUUAGACACAAAGAAUCCAGAGUGGGAUGUAGUUGUUUCGUCGCACAUUCUUUCCGAGCAAGCAGAACGAGGUAAAGGCAACUCUGAUGAAAAUCUAAAAAAUAGUUGGCCUCUUCCUCUGCUUAGAAGGUACAUACACUUUGUGAAGGGAUAUUUUAGACCAGUCCUUACAAAGGACGCUGAAAAGGUUAUUUCUAGCUAUUAUCAACUCCAAAGAAGAUCCGCUACUCAUAAUGCAGCAAGAACAACUGUGCGCAUGCUGGAAAGUUUGAUACGACUUGCUCAAGCGCAUGCAAGGUUGAUGUUUAGAAAUGAGGUUACUCGGCUAGAUGCAGUCACUGCCAUAUUAUGCAUUGAAUCAUCCAUGACCACUUCAGCUAUUGUUGAUAGCGCUGGGAAUGUGUUGCACUCCAAUUUUACAGAAAACCCUGAUGAAGAAUAUGCCAAGCAAGAAAGGCUAAUUCUAGAGAAGUUGAGUUGCAUCGACGAAUUUCCCGGCAUAAACAUGCUUGAAGGGUGA